Messenger RNA from Cherax quadricarinatus, 3615 nucleotides. The record is from RefSeq and is a predicted model, not a curated record. NCBI's taxonomy places the organism in Eukaryota, Metazoa, Arthropoda, Malacostraca, Decapoda, Parastacidae.
CUCUAUUUAAGACUGGUAAAACUAUCAUGUCUUAAUAGUGGUACAAUUUACCUCCUGUAAAGGGAGGUUCCUUGAAGCCGGUGGGGAGCUUUUGAUCCAAGGAAUUGGACCUGUGCUCCCCUAACUUGUAUCAAACUUGAAUGUCUAUCAUUCCUCCCUAGGCACUGUAUGACCACCAUGGGUUUAGCACUUCACCCCCCUAAUGAAUGUAGUAUAUAGUAAUAUAGUUAUUUUCAUUUGCUUAUCAUCUUUAGUUUUUACAACGACUGUUUCAUACUUUGUUAUAAUGAAUGUAUUGCAGGUAAUUUUAUUUAGCGAUAAUUAUGUGAAAGAAUAUUUUCUUUAAUCAGGAUUACCCUAAUAAUGUCUCCUGCAUGUGUUGCAUUCUAAUGAGUGCUUGGUUGUAUGAUAACACAAACAUGCAUGCAUAUCAGAAUCUCAAAAAAUAAACUAAUCCCCAUUUUUUUUUUUAAAUUUUUAACUUUAAGGGUGACAAAAUUAAAUUUUGUUUAUACGCAGCAUAGCCCCCAACAACCUACACUGCAGAUAUCAAAUGUUGGUGACAAUGGUGUGAUCAUGCUAAACAUCCUGCUUCUGUACUUUGUUGUCCAAGGAGCAGAUAUUGUGCACUGCCUCUUAACCCCGAAGGAGGAGGACAACCAAUGGAACAUUCCUGGGAUAGCUUACCCAGGGGCUGUAUCUUCAUGGGAAUGUAUCGCGCUGGAUGGAGAGCGUAUUCCCAAUGGGGAGACAUAUGUCCCUGGUCCAGACUAUUGUACUGUUUGCAAAUGUGAUGAAGGCAAACCUCGUGUCUGCCAAGCUGUACUCUGUCAACCACCGCAAGAUUGUAAGUCCUUUCGCUUGGGACGCACAUGCUGUGACUUCAUAUGUCUGGAUAAUAUGCUUCCUCACCUGCCGGGUGGCGGUGGAAACAACCCAUCCACAGACCUAGGGCUCCGUAUGGUUGCUUCUGCUGUGACUGCAAUACUUUCCCUUGCUCUACUUCUGUUUCUUAUACACAGGCUGAGACAGCGUCGGAUAAGAGCUCAGCAGCAGUAUUACGAAGACCAGUUAGACUCUCCAAGUGGUCCCAACCCUGACUCUUGCCACAACAAUGCUUGCUGCCAUAAUGCUGCAUAUUGCAAUGGAAAUGAUCAUGUUGAUUUAUUUUUAGAUGGUCAUACACCUCCUUAUUCUCUGUGGAAGCCUCCCUCAUUUUAUUUUUCACAUGAGGAUGCUCCACCACCCUAUAGUGAAGUGGUGGGUAGGUCAUAUAGAUUACCAGAGGCCAGUAAUUCUCUGCCUUCACUGGGCCCACUCAUGGUACAACUUGGACCACCACCUGGUGAAUCGUCAGAUAACAACGGAGGGGCCUUAGCCCUGAUUGGUGCCAUUGGUGGCAGCUUUAGGAGGCCCUGCUCUUCCUCACAUGCACCUCAUAACGUCGCCUCUGAAGGUGCCAAGGGAGGACAGAUUACACUUAGAUCUGAUGAAGUAUAUGAAGAUGCAGAUGGUAUCCCAGAUGAUCUUCCUCCUCCCUACUAUCCACCAGUACAACCUCUGAAUGAUCUUAACCGUGGCACUGAGGUCAGAGUUGUUGGGGAAACACUACCUACUUGCAAUAAUGCUAGGGGCUCAGUUACUGCAGCAUCUCAGGAGUGUGCAUGUGGAGCUGAAGAUCCUAGCUGCAGUCUUUGUGCUCCUCCUGCACCUACUACCUCUAGGAAUGAGGAAACUAUGCACCAACAACCCUCAACACCUCCAAGAAGGCUGCGUUCUCGAGAACAUCGUUCAUCGUUGGUUCAGAGAGAAGGGGAACGUACCUCUACCUUGGAAGAGUUCCAGCUUUGCCUCGCCAUGGACAUAUCUGACUCUUCAAUUUCAUCUGACGUUCCUACACGUACAUUUUCUUCUUCUUCUGAAGAUUCUACCUCCAUGGAUACAACAUCAGAAAUGCGGUGAACUGUGAAGCAGUUAAUUAUUGCUGGGCAACAUUUUAAGUGUUUCUAGGAUAUUAGUAAGUCAUAUUUGACUUUGUAUAAAAGCUUAGGAGUUUUAAACAUAAGUACAUUUUUGGGUGCUCUGAAGAGCACUGUUUAUCAGGUAACUUAUGAAGUAGUUUGCACAUUAAAGGGGACUAAUACAGGCAUUCCUCUAUUCAACUAGGUACUGUACAAGAGUAACAUUUAAGUAUGCCUUUCAGAAAACUAUUUUAUUUUCAAAUAAUUCAAAUAUAUUCUUUACAUUUAAGAAGAAUGGUGUGAAUUCUCCCGUCUCUAUAUGUUUCAAGAGGUUAUUAAGAUUUUUUUUAUAGGUAGUAGGUUGGUAGACAGCAACCGCCCAGGGAGGUACUACCGUCCUGCCAAGUGAGUGUAAAACGGAAGCUUGUAAUUGUUUUACAUGAUGGUAGGAUUGCUGGUGUCCAUUUUUCUGUCUCAUAAACAUGCAAGAUUUCAGGUAUGUCUUGCUACUUCUACUUACACUUAGGUCACACUACACAUACAUGUACAAGCAUAUAUACACACACCCCUCUGGGUUUUCUAAUAUUUUCUUACUAGUUCUUGUUCUUGUUGUUUAUUUUCUCUUACCUCCAUGGGAAAGUGGAACAGAAUUCUUCCUCCGUAAGCCAUGCGUGUUGUAGGAGGCAACUAAAAUGCCGGGAGCAAGGGGCUAGUAACCUCUUCUCCUGUAUAUAUUACUAAAUGUAAAAGGAGAAACUUUCGUUUUUCCUUUUGGGCCACCCCGCCUCGGUGGGAUACGGCCGGUGUGUUGAAAGAAAGAAAGAAUUAAGAUUUUCUGGUAUUUGGUAUGAAGAGUUCAAAUGGCUUGUCUUAACAUUAAUGUUGUUACCUCUUAAUGUUACAGGGCCAUUCUGUGAAAGGAAUAUUAACUGUAAUUCUUAAACUAGAUUAGCUAGGUAAUGAGUUACAAUCUAUAUGUAUGUUUGUGUUACAGAAUGUACAAAAUCUCUUAUGAGCACAAUGUUCUUAGUAUCUUUCAGGGAUUGCAAACCUAAAGGUAGAUCGAGAGACUGUUAUCUAAGCAUUAAUCGGUAUAUUUAGAUGGUUUCUCCUAAAAUAUUUAAUAUCAUCAUUGUAAUAGUGUCAAGUCUCCUGUUUGAGGUGACAGUAUUCCAUAAUUUUUAAUUGUAGCAUGAGUAUAUGGACAUUAAAUGUAGUAUAAAUGGUUCCCUUUGUCUCAUACUGUAAUUUAAAAUAUUUUUUCCACCAUUUUGUCAAGAACAGAAUAGUUACGUUCAUUACAAUAACCUUGUAUAUUAUAUAACAGGAAAUAAUGAUUUGUCAUUUUUUGCAUCAAAUACAUGUUGGAUACCUCAGUGUGAGCAGCUAUGAAGGCUACGUUGAUUGCAUUUAUGACUAGCAUUCAGUUUUGUGUUAUGGAUUCUUGGUUUUAAUUUCAUGCUAAGCUUUAAUUUACCAUGGUUGAGAGAUAUUUGGAUGAACAGGAGAACCCCUGUAGUAUGUGAUAGUCAUGGUUGAAUUUAGUACUGUAUUAGUAUAUCCAUAUACUGAGCCAUCCAGUUUAUUAUUAAAUUAAAUUUUUUUAUGAAUGAACUAUUUUUUCUUGUAAUAUAAUAAAACACUGACUAUGUUA